AUGCGUUAUUCACACUUAAUUUCUCAAAUCGAAUCUUUUAGCGGAUUCUGUCACUUGGGUGCCGGUCUAUCUGUCGGUCUCAGCGGUUUGGCAGCAGGAUACGCAAUCGGCAUCGUCGGUGACGCGGGAGUGCGAGGAACGGCUCAGCAACCGAGAUUAUUCGUCGGAAUGAUUUUGAUUUUAAUCUUCGCUGAGGUGCUCGGCCUCUACGGCUUGAUCGUUGCGUUGGUGCUGAGCACCAAGAGUUAG
This is a messenger RNA of Soboliphyme baturini, 249 nucleotides long. NCBI's taxonomy places the organism in Eukaryota, Metazoa, Nematoda, Enoplea, Dioctophymatida, Soboliphymatidae. The record is from the annotation of a GenBank genome assembly.